GCCAAACUGCACUGUUUUGCAAACCUUCGGCGUUGAGAAAAAAACUCGCAAACAAAAAAUGCUUCCUCCGAUUGUCUCCAGACGCCUUAACCCCUACCCUCUUCUCUCUCGCAUCCACUUCCUCUUCUCAUCCUCUCAAUCUUUCUCCACCAAACCCAUUUCAGAUUCGCACUCCAAUCCCUCAAAAGCCCUCUCGGACCCCGCUACUGUUUGCGAGACCCUCUCCUCCUACUGCAACGACUGGGAGCGGGCGUUCGAGUUCUUCAACUGGGUCGAAACCCAGUUGCACUUCCAACACAACACCGAUACUUGCAAUCGUAUGCUCGAUAUUCUUGGUAAGUUCUUCGAAUUCGAGCGCUCUUGGGACUUGAUUCGUCAAAUGAAAACAAACCCAUCAGGGAGGCCAAACCACGCCACAUUUCGCAUAAUGUUUAAGCGCUAUAUAUGUGCGCAUUUAGUUAAAGAAGCUCUAGAUAUGUAUGAUUCUUUAGAAGAGUUUGAUUUGAAGGAUGAGACGUCGCUUUGUAAUCUUAUUGACGCGUUAUGCGAGUACAAGCAUGUGCUUGAGGCCCAAGACCUGUGUUUUGGAAAGAACAAGAAGUUCAAUGUGAAUGUGAGUAAUACGAAGAUUCAUAAUAUGAUUCUUCGCGGGUUUUUUAAGAUGGGGUGGUGGAGUAAGUGUAGGGAGUUUUGGGAAGACAUGGAUAAAAAAGGUGUUCGUAAAGAUUUGCAUUCAUAUUCGAUAUACAUGGAUAUAAUGUGCAAAAGUGGGAAGCCAUGGAAGGCUGUGAAAUUGUAUAAGGAGAUGAAGAAGAAGGGGAUAAAGUUGGAUGUGGUGGCGUACAAUACGGUUAUUCGUGCUAUUGGUGUUUUGGAGGGCGUGGAUUGUUCAGUUCGGGUAUUUAGGGAAAUGAGGGACUUGGACUGUAAGCCUAAUGUUGUGACUUAUAAUACAAUUAUAAAGCUGUUCUGUGAAAGUGGGAGAUAUAAAGAUGCGUAUGAGUUGCUCGAUCGAAUGCAUGACUGGGGUUGUGCACCAGAUGUGAUGACAUACAACUGCAUUUUCAGGUGUCUUGAGAAGCCCAAGGAGAUUCUUCGACUGUUUGAUAGGAUGAUUGAAAGUGGGGUUCAUCCGCGUAUGGACACUUGUGUGAUGCUUCUGAGAAAAUUUGGGAGAUGGGGGUUUCUUCGACCAGUUUUUAUUGUAUGGAAGAAGAUGGAGAAACUUGGAUGUAGUCCGGAUGAGUCUGCUUACAAUGCUUUAAUUGAUGCUUUGGUGGAGAAAGGAAUGGUAGAUAUGGCCCGGAAGUAUGAUGAAGAGAUGUUAGCAAAAGGGCUCUCAGCUAAACCAAGGGCUAAGCUGGAGCAGAACGCAGAAUCUCUUGACAGGGAUUUGUGAGAAGCAGAUUUAUUGAGGUUGGUAUUGAUGUGUAAUUGGCAGACAUGGAUCUGACAGAUGGGCCUGCGUCUGUCCAGAAUCUGUAGCUGGGAAUAAUAUGGUACCUAAUAGGUGGGAUGAUGGUUAGCACAGACAUGCAAGGUGGGUAUGCCUCAUGAUCAUGAGAAAGACUGCUAGCUAGAAGGUGAAGAGUUCACUGCAAUAAUUGACUGUUUGGGAUAGCCUUGUUCUAUAAGUGGAUGUUUGUUCCCUGUACAAAAAAGGAUGUUAAAGGUUUUCCAGCAUAUGGAUAUUCACAUCAUCUACACAAGCCCUAGGUGGAUGCUCUCGGAAUGCUGUCCAUGAAAGAUGGUGCCCUCUUGCCUUUAUAGUGUCUAUAGAGGAACAAAAAAAUGAUAGAAAUUUCG
Corylus avellana is the source of this 1806-nucleotide messenger RNA. RefSeq names its product Pentatricopeptide repeat (PPR) superfamily protein. Gene Ontology annotation, molecular function: protein binding; mRNA binding. The record is from RefSeq and is a predicted model, not a curated record. Lineage: Eukaryota; Viridiplantae; Streptophyta; Magnoliopsida; Fagales; Betulaceae.